AUGGAGACCGGAAAUGGGCAAUUGCUUUCCCUGAAGGUGAUGCGGGUCUCGCGUCCUUCAUUGGCAUCGUCAUGGGAACCUUUCUACUCCAGCUCCCCAUCCCUCUCUGCCCACUCAACUGCAUCCAUUACCUCUCUGCAAGGCCACACACCCCUCCCCGGACAUCCCAAGACUCUUCGUGAUCUCACUCACAUCACCGAGUUGCUCACUCUACCCUCCUCCUUUGGUGCUAUUCAACUCGGCGAGACGUUCGCUAGCUGUCUUUCCAUAAACAAUGACGCAAGUGUGGACGUUGAAGGUGUCACCGUCCGCGUUGAGAUGCAGACCGCCUCGGCCAAAGUGCUCCUAGCUGAAUUCGGAGGAGUCGACCAUCGGCUACCGCUAGGCUCGUCCUUGGAGAAGGUCGUUAGCCAUGAGAUCAAGGAGCUAGGUCAGCAUGUGCUUGGAUGCACCGUCACGUACCACGUUCCGCCAAGUGUGCGCGCGGUCGGACAAUCUGCGGACACGCAGGCUCCUGAGACUCAGUCAUUCCGUAAGUUCUACAAGUUUGCUGUCACUAACCCGCUAUCAGUCAAGACGAAAGUGCACACACCGCGCUCUCCGACGGCCUUAAUGUCUGCGGUGGAGCGCGAAAAGAUAUUCCUCGAGGUCCACAUCCAGAAUCUCACUCAGGAAGCCAUAUGGCUAGAACGGAUGCAAUUCGAAGCUAUCGAAGGAUGGCAUUGUCAAGAUGCCAACAGCUUGGAAAAAACUGCUACUCAAACAACGGAAUCAAUAUUCUCGGGAUCUGUAGCAUUGUUGCAACCCCAGGAUGUUCGACAGUACAUUUACGUUCUGUCGCCCAACAAGCCGCCCCCUUUCCCAGUGGUUCAUACACCAGGUUCGAUUCUACCACUUGGAAGGCUCGACAUUUCUUGGAGGUCGUCGUUCGGUGAACCUGGUCGACUGCUGACGUCGACACUAUCGCGCCGGAUUCCGCUCAUCCAAACUGCCCCGCCUACCCAGACUCCAACCCAAAGUCAGUUCUCUGUGAACAAGCAACCUCCAACGGCGAUCCCUUUGCACUUGCAGCGGAGUAACACGGUUAGCGGAACUCCGCCUCGUCCUCAGUCUCCUCAGUUUCCCCUUCAACGUGCCAUGAGUCCGCCGGCUGGCCAGCCUCCAGCACCCUACCGUCCCUCUUCUCCAUUUCGAGGCCGUACUGCGAGUGUGGGUCCUCCAGCGCGGAGCAACACCCACUCGCCUGGCCCUUCUACGACAUUUGCACAGCAGAUGCAACGUCUCCCGGAAGACGUGGAGGUAGAUCUUGUCGUUUCGUCUAUCCCCCGUGAUAGCAUUGCUCUCGACAAACCUUUUACCAUUGGAUUUAGCGUUAUCGCUCAGGCCCCUGCGCCAAUAGCCCGGCAUAACGAACCACGGCGUCAACGCGUCAUCUCCCUUGUCGUACAACACGUCCAACCUCCAAAACAGCUUAGUGUUGCUGCUGCCGUCGCCUCUGCCGUCGCUACUUCCACCGGUAUGGCGCCACCCUCUCAAUCCCAAGGCGCAUGGACCCCACGCGUUCCAUCCUCUGGCUUCUCGACCCCCUCCCCCUACGCGACGCCGCUCCGCGGAGACUUCACCGAUACCCUCGCGCAGCGUCUCCUUGUCGCCUCGCCUCGCCGCCUCCACGCCGGCGACUCCGACGCCUCCGACGGCGGUGAAACCCCCAACGCAGCCGCGCUCGCAGGCGGGCGCGUGUACGACCUCCCCCCGCCCGAACGGCGCGAGCAGGCGGCCGCCGCUGCGGAGGGGCUCCUCUUCCUUGGAGCGUCCGCGCGCUUCCUGCCCCCACUGCGCCUGCCCAUGCCCUCCCCGCUCGCGUCGAGCUCCGGGACUGGGGGGCACGCGCGCAUCGCGUCGGACGCAACGGACAGCUCGGCCGAUAGCGACGCGAGCGAUAACAAGCCGCUCGUUGCGCCGGAUCGGCUGAAGUCGGUCGCGUCGCAGGCGUUCGAGCUCGACUACCUGCCGCUCAAGAGCGGAUUCCUGUCCGUCGGCGGGCUUCGGGUGCUCUUAGUGGAGGACCGGUUGGUGGAGGAGGAGGAUACGGAGGGUGCGGGUCUUCCGCAGCUGGCGGCAGAGCCAAGAGUGCUGAAGGAGUGGGAUGUCGUCGCAGAGGUAUGGGUCAAGUCAUAA
This is a messenger RNA of Epithele typhae, 2178 nucleotides long. RefSeq names its product DUF974-domain-containing protein. The transcript has 4 exons. Gene Ontology annotation, cellular component: TRAPPIII protein complex. The record is from RefSeq and is a predicted model, not a curated record. Lineage: Eukaryota; Fungi; Basidiomycota; Agaricomycetes; Polyporales; Epitheliaceae. Bases 1 to 2178 code for a protein of 725 amino acids.